Messenger RNA from Perca fluviatilis (European perch), 2437 nucleotides. It is a transcript of the gene samd12, whose product is annotated as sterile alpha motif domain containing 12. The transcript is spliced from 5 exons. Lineage: Eukaryota; Metazoa; Chordata; Actinopteri; Perciformes; Percidae. Gene Ontology annotation, molecular function: protein binding. The record is from RefSeq and is a predicted model, not a curated record. Gene Ontology annotation, biological process: cell surface receptor protein tyrosine kinase signaling pathway. Gene Ontology annotation, cellular component: cytoplasmic side of plasma membrane. Bases 326 to 895 code for a protein of 189 amino acids.
CGUCCAGUUCUUUUGCAUAAUCAUCUCCGUUGUGCACUCUGUCUUCUCUGGAGGACACUGGAGCCAUGCAGUGCUGAGAUUAACACCAGGGACUAUUUAUUGAUAAUUUGUCUUGUAGAUAAUAUUUACCGGGCUUUUCUGUGUUGUGCGCUAAGCUUGUUCCACAAGACCAGCCCGGGUUCAGGCUGCUCAUCUGGCAGCAGGUGGUGCGACAUUGUGGACCGGGGAAGUCACGCACAUCUCUCCGUGGUUGUCAGUAAAUAAUUUAUAUAUGGUAUAAGGUGCUCGCUCUGGACAUUGGAGGUGGUAAAAGUGACUGUCAGGGAUGCUCGGCCAAUCUCCUCACCUUAUCGGGGGCAUCUUGUGGAUCCAGAAUCCAAUGAGAGCUGUUUACUGCAACCUGAGCCAGAAUGGCAGCGACCACCAGAUGUGCCCGGAUGAUAUGACGUCACAGCUGGAGGAAGAGGAGGAGUCUGUAGAUGGUCCUGUGCUGCUGGACGAUGACAGUCCGAGCUACCAGGACGUCAGCCCCCCUAUAUACCAGCGCCGCCCGCCGCCACACCGCUCUGUCUCGGAGUCUGAGCUGUCACGGCCAGGAUAUGUGAAGCUGUCCAAGCCAGUGGCCUUGUGGACCCAACAGGACGUGUGCAAAUGGCUGAAAAAACACUGUCCCAAUCAGCACCAGAUCUACAGCGACUCCUUCAAACAGCACGACAUCACAGGGCGGGCUCUGAUGAGACUGACAGACAGAAAGCUGGAAAGAAUGGGUAUCAUGCAGGAAGCCCAGAGGCAGCACAUCCUUCAGCAGGUCCUGCAGCUUCGCGUUCGGGAGGAAGUCAGGACCCUUCAACUUCUCACACAAGCCUCUCUGGAGUGCACUCCAUCUUCACCAUAGCCUGAUCUUAAAGGAGGACUACCCAGUCACAAAAGGACGUGGACGCCCACCGCCUUGCCAACCUCCACCCAAUAUGUGGUGCCCAGACUUCUUUGUGGAACAAUCUCCGUCUCACACCUUUGGUCUCCAUCCUCAUCCGAUCUGGAAAAAAAAACUCAUGCCUUCUUCCCAGCCACUCCUGAGAAGCUCCCACGACUUCUGAUUUGCUGUUUCCUCGCAGUCCAAACAAUCUCUCACAGUGUCCUGGAAUCCGACCACUAGUUUCCAUUACAGGCGUCCCAUCUCCAGUCAUUUCUGACCUUUGCAGCCAAACCUCCGCUAGACCUCUCACGCUAUAACUCUCACACUCCUCUCAGAAUCACUUCGCCCCCUCUCCCUCAAGAUCCACGGCCACAGCCAAGCCCUUCCCACAAUUAAUCUACCAAAAAUGCAACACUUGCCUUGGCUGAGAUUCCUAAAAGCAUUCAAACAUAAAACAUCAUUGCCUUGUGAUCGGAUGAUAGUUUCAUCUGUGUUUGCUGAUUUGCUUCUAGGGAAACCUACCCUACCCUUACAGUAAAUAAAUGAUGCCUACAAUCCACUUCUCCAUUCCAACUCAAACACAGUCUCUUGGUCUGUUUGUGAAAUGUUAGCGCCUUCAUUAUAGCACCUUAAUGUGUAUUUUCUUCCAUGAGUACUUAGUACUGCUGAGCCUGGCUCUGCCCUACUAAGGACUUUCAGUAGUGGCAACAUAUAGACUAUCUCCAAAACCAGUACUAUACACCUCUUCUUCCCUUAUUCUUCCUCUUUAUCACCUCACAGACUAUUUCCACAACUCCAAUGGGGUGACACAUUUUACACAACCAUGCGUGUGUUUUUGUGCUCUCAUUCUGUGCAUAGAUCCUGUAAACGGUGUUUAAAACGUCUUUCAUAUCUCUUCACUUUUUGCCCUCUCCGUAUUGUGGAUCACUCUCUUAGGGUAGACAGUAAGCCUGAGAAAGCCUCACUGUGAAAAGACAACCAACAGUUCGUAUAGGGAAUAAACACUGAACCUGGCAUCACACUAGGUACGGAUAAGUUGGCUCCUCUGAAAAGAACGACAUUGUUGUGAAAAGCAAUCUGAAGCAGAACCUGGGGGGAAAAAAGGGAUAAACUGCGAGAAGGAAAUUCCCUCAGUGUCCCGAAAAACACCGUAAAAAUGGGAAAGGGAGUGGCUGAAAGAAAAGAAAAAGGAGCAGGCACAGCAAAAGGGCUUCGUAAAACAAGAGAUGCUUCGACUUGAAACUUUACCGCUGAUGAGGAGAGAAAAGGAAGAAAAUACAUCACAGAUAACAAGAAUAAGAAGAGGCUUUUUCAUAUCCUCCCCUAUGUAUCGCUGACUCUUUUAUUGUUUUGUCUGCUUUCCAUCUCACAGCUUUAAACUAUUUUUAGAUGAGAUGUAUUGAAAAUAGUGUAGAAGGAGAUGUGCUGUGUGCAAAAGCUCAUUAUGGAAAUGUUGUCUGUCAGUCUGUUAGGAAGAUGCACUGUAUUCUUUUUAUCUCUGAUAAAAAAAAACUCAAUCUC